Molecule: messenger RNA, 342 nt
Organism: Opisthorchis viverrini
Lineage: Eukaryota; Metazoa; Platyhelminthes; Trematoda; Opisthorchiida; Opisthorchiidae
Exons: 2
Coding region: 1-342 (113 amino acids)
Source: RefSeq, a predicted model, not a curated record
AUGGAGGAAGGAUUCAUUGAGCACAUGGAUCAUACAAAACGGAGAGUUUCUACUUCUGACCAAGCAUUUUUGAACGUGUCCACCGGGCAGGAAAUAUUUCCAACCAGCUUAAAAAACAAUGGUUUUAUGGUCGUUGGCAUGUUCGCUGAGCUGGGCAAUUUGUUGUGGCCCCACCACCAACCCACCGCUACGCACAACUACGCACUGAUGAUGUCAUCUCGAUUGGUGAUGAAACGUUUGCAACCAAAUUGCCCAGCUCAGCGAACAUGCCAACGACCAACUACGCUACCUGAGCUACCGACAUUCUCCUCUAUAGAAAAACAACGGUUUUAUCUAACAUAA